Molecule: messenger RNA, 1085 nt
Organism: Meira miltonrushii
Lineage: Eukaryota; Fungi; Basidiomycota; Exobasidiomycetes; Exobasidiales; Brachybasidiaceae
Exons: 2
Coding region: 360-995 (211 amino acids)
Source: RefSeq, a predicted model, not a curated record
GUUUGUAUUCGAUGAAUAUUAAACGCCGAGACAAGGAUCGGCAUAAUGCCCUUUGUCUACAAUGUUGGCGUAGAAACUGUUUUGUUUCUCCCGAAACAAAGGUAAUCAAAAUCCGUUAGCGUAAGAUGUUCUCAUUGUCACACGCUGUUCGUGCAUAAUGUCGGUACAUCUGUAUUUCUGUUUUACCGGAGAAACAGACAUCCGCUGUCAAUCUAGUAUUCUAUGAGGAUAGACAUGUGUGUGAUGGAUAUAUAAAGAGGGCUUUCCCUUUCUUUUGCAAGUGUUUUCGUCUUUAUCCCCUCUUUUCUAUCUUGAAAGAAUUUGUUCUAAUCAAUACCCCAUCCGCUACUACCGCAAAAAUGCAACGUACACUUAUCUUCGCACUUGUCUCCCUCAUUGCAAUGAUGUCGGCUGUGACUGCAUCCCCAAUGCCAACUGCAGCACCUAUGAUUCGUCGUCAAGGUAGCGGUGCUCAAACCACCGCGCCAUACACGAGCACAAUUGACCCAAGUCAAGGAUUGCACGGAAAUGGAUGCUCAGAAGGAAACGACAGUAACGUCGUAACCUGCUGUCCAGCCGGCUAUCAAAAUCAAAACAUUAACGGUCAACAAAGUUGUGUGAAACUGGGUAGCAGUAGUGGCGGAAGUGAUAGUGGUAAUGAUGCCCCGGUAGGACAAGGAAACGGAUCGGAUAACGGAAAUGAUUCGAACAAUAGCGUUCCAACCGAUAACGGAAAUGAUUCAGGAGAAGGAAAUGAUAGUAACAAUCAAACGAUCACUGGCGAUGAUAGUGGAGCUACAACGUACACCUCUGAUGGAGGAGUGGUUGUUUCUAAUUCUAUCAAUCAGGUCAAUACAUUCUCUAGCCAUCAAGGUCAAAGCACAAGCAUGAGCUCGAGCAAUGGUAAAUCUGGCUCGAAUGGCGGAUCGGUCGUACAUGUUCCCGUCUCUCUGGUUUUGGCCGUGAUCGGAGCAGUUGCUAUUGGUGCAUUCUAAUGAAUUUUCGAAUGAUUUUUAUACGAUGAUGUCAGUAUUUGCCACUUCAUAAUAGUCAUACUCUAUCAAUGACAUAAUUUGACCAGUAUC